Colletes gigas is the source of this 1470-nucleotide messenger RNA. RefSeq lists its product as uncharacterized. The record is from RefSeq and is a predicted model, not a curated record. Gene Ontology annotation, biological process: peptidoglycan catabolic process. Bases 47 to 1378 code for a protein of 443 amino acids. The transcript is spliced from 7 exons. Gene Ontology annotation, molecular function: N-acetylmuramoyl-L-alanine amidase activity; zinc ion binding. Lineage: Eukaryota; Metazoa; Arthropoda; Insecta; Hymenoptera; Colletidae.
UCGUUCAGUUAUAGUUUUCACGCGAGUUGUUACGGUGCUGGCGAUCAUGGGGUCGUUAAUGUUUUUUCUAAGUGCAGUGUACGUUUUGACUGUACUUUUAAAGUUCGGAAACAGUACCGUCAGGUUGCCAAUCACGUGGGAAGAUUUUGAAAACGGCACCGAUGGCCUAAGGAUUCUAAGCAGGGAAGAAUGGGGAGCCAGACCACCGGUAGCGCGGGAACCAAUGGUAGUGACACCGACGCCUUUCGUCGUGAUCCAUCAUGGAGGCAUUGCUCAAUACUGUUACGAUCAGACGACGUGUUCAGCGAUUGUCAGAUCGUAUCAGAAUUUUCAUAUAGACGAUCGAGGCUGGUACGACAUCGGUUACAGCUUCGUUAUCGGCGAAGAUGGAAACGCCUACGAGGGUCGGGGCUGGGAUUACAUCGGAGCUCACGCGCCCCCUUACAACAAUCAAAGCAUCGGAAUAUGCGUUAUCGGUGAUUUCAGUAAUUUCCUGCCCAAUGAUGCUGCUUUGAAGACUCUGAGCGCUCUAAUCAAUUACGGAGUGAGUCUAGGCAAAAUAAGUAAAAGUUACCUGGUUAUAGGCCACCGGCAAGCAAGAGAUACCGAGUGUCCCGGCAGUGUAUUUUACAAAUACGUGCAGACGAAUCCGCGAUGGACGAAACAACCUGUGCCAAAAUACACACCGCCAAAGACAACUGUGGAAUCAGUCACAGCUGUGAACGACAACGCUAACUAUAAAUGUCUAGAGCUCAAAAGAUUUCGUGGCAGUGUUUCUUCAAUAUACAGGAUGAACAGAUCGAUCUCAGUGUUUCUUGUAUUGACGAUUUGUCAAAUAACGUUUGGUUCUCAGCACGAGACACCUGUUCGACCAAAUAUAAUAUCGCGGUCAGAAUGGGGUGCCAUGUCCCCAAAAUGGGCGGCAAGAAAUCUGAGGGAAGAUCCACCCCCGUACGUAAUAAUUCACCACUCAGCGACCGAUGGUUGCACCACUCAAGCGAUUUGUCAAGCUAGAAUGAGAAGUUUUCAAAAGUUUCACAUGAAUGAGAAAAACUGGUCCGACAUUGGCUACAAUUUCGUAGUUGGAGAGGACGGUAACGUGUACGAAGGAAGAGGAUGGGAUAAACAUGGCUCGCAUUCGAUACCUUACAAUUCGAAAAGUAUUGGGAUUUGUAUAAUUGGUAAUUUCGAUGGCCACAGUCCAAACGCAGCAGCAAUCAGUGCAACCAAGAGCUUGAUAUCGUAUGGAGUAUCUAUUGGAAAAAUAAAAGAUACUUACACUUUAUUGGGACAUCGACAAACUACCCAAACGAUUUGCCCAGGAAAUAGUUUGUAUAAUUUGAUUAAAACCUGGUCAAGGUGGUCGUCAAAUCCAUAAAUACGAAACACACAUCACCAUGAAAUGUUACUAUAUUUAUUAUUAUUUUGUACAAAGCAUUUUUAAAUAAAUGUCCUCCGUUUCUGUUGUAA